Messenger RNA from Arachis ipaensis, 4764 nucleotides. The record is from RefSeq and is a predicted model, not a curated record. Lineage: Eukaryota; Viridiplantae; Streptophyta; Magnoliopsida; Fabales; Fabaceae.
AUAUAUAUUCCAAAAUUUGCUGCUUGUUUUAGAUUUGAAAUUUGAAAUAAAUCACAUACAUAGUGGUUCCAAUUUUCAUCGAUUUUCAACUUCCUGAUCAUAAACUGAAUCGCCGUCACCAUGGCCAAAAGCAACGACGUAGGAUGAUGUUGAUGAUGAAUUGAUGAUGAUGUAGGUUUCUAAGCAUUACCGUAGAGCAUAUGAUCUGAUAAUAUGUGAUUCGGCUGCAUUCAAACAUGUCUGCUCAUUUGACCACACUUGGAUACCUCAUCUUCAUCAGAAGCAGAAAUUCUUUCGGGAAGAGGCUCGUCAGAGGAAAUCAUUCAUCCUACCCAAUUCCAAGCGACCUAAAACAUCCUCAUUGGUACAAUCUUGUCCUCUUGAUCAUGAUGCAGAAUCCAUCACGGAAAAAUUAGUUAGAGGGAUUUGCAGGCACUCGGACCUGUGGACACCCAAGCAACAACUAAUAUACCUUGACCUCCUCCUCUCCGAGUACAGCCCUUUCAAGAUUAUGGAUGGUGGAAAGCUGCUGGCUAACCCAUGGGACAUGCCUCCUCCUUAUCCAACAAAUUUUGCAAUCCUCUCUUCGUCGUCUUCGUCUUCGUCACAUCUUAUGGCAUUCCCUUUGAAGAAAUGUGAGCCCUUGGACCUCUAUGAGUCCCUUCGGAGUUAUGUUGCCCUUAAAUACUCUGAGAGCGAGGCAGAGAGAGUAGAAGGCCUUUUCAAAAUGGUAGACAAAUUGCGCAGUGAAAUGCAGCGUGAUGACCUCUCUCUACCCAUUCGCCGUGACUGCCUCAUCCAGUAUUUGAAAUGCGUUUGCAUGAUUGAGCCUUUGUUCCCCAUGACUACCUCACCCAAUCCACCUAUCUUUGUUUGGUACAAUGCAUUCAACCCACAACAGGACUCUUCUCAGCACAACAUCCAUUUCGAGAAGGCCUCUGUUCUCUUUAACCUGGGAGCCCUCUCCACCCAAGUUGCUCUCUCCUGCGAUCUCACCACCAUCCAAGGCCAUCGCCUUGCCAAGGACGCCUUAAAUGAUGCUUCACAUUGGUUCUCCAAACUGUCGCAUGAGGCUGAGAAGGCAUCUGCCACCAUUGAAUUGUCAGUAAACUGUGCCAAGAUGCUGCGUGAGAUAAUAUCCGCUCAGAUUGCCGACUUGGACUGGAAUUUUCCUCAUUCCUGUUCUGUUCGAUCAUCAUCAUCUCCGGCUCUUCUGCUUUAUCAGAAAGCUUUUGAUCUGUCGACACUUGAGCCUUUAGCUGAGACUUUUGUUCAAUCCUCGAUACCUCAAUAUCUGAAGAUGAAAACCUGCCCUGUUGUAACUGAUCCAGGUGAUAUCACUGAACAAUUUCUUUCAGGGUAUGGUAAGGCUAAAUCCCUGCUUGUAGAGGGAUGUCAACCACCAUGCUUGGAUAUUAAGGAUGGGAAUCUUGUGGCCAAUGCAACCUUGGAGGCAGUAAGGUUGGCGUUGAAGGAGAUGAACUUGCAGGAGUCCAAACCACCACAAUAACAUUACCAUAUGUAAGCUUUAGGAAUCAACUUUUUUUUUUCUUUUAAACUAAAUAAGCUUUAGGAACUAAUUACUCUUGUUCAAAACUAUUCCUUCAAAAUUUAUUGUUUCUAUCUACACAAUUUUUAUGAUGUGCUGCAAGGUCCAUUGAUGAGUUCUGCUUUGUUCACUGCGGUUUUCUUACUUAACCAGGUUGAAGGUUCACUAAUCAUUUUGUAUUGUUGGUAAACUAUUCAUGAUUAAAUUAGUUUGAUGUCAUCUGGUACAAAUUUCUUUUCUGGUGAUAUGUGUUUCUAUAAGAACCUAGAAAAUCCCAAAUUCAAAGUAAUAAAACAAAAAAAUAAUGAAUUUCUUCUCUGGUAUUGAAUAAUUUUGUACAAAAUCCAAUUUUACUGUUUGGAUGAACAAAAUUUCUUCUAAUUUUUUGGGCUUGCCCACUUUGUAUUUUGUAAAAACUUUGCCUCUGUCAACAUUUGUUCUAUGAAGGAGAUGAUGAUCAUGAGAUUAAUAAUGAUAUUGAUGUUACGUGGGAUCAAGAUUAUUCAUCCUGCUUUGUUCAAACCAUUUUUUUUGGGCUUUAAUUCAUUUCAGAAAAUUGUUCGGUUCAUAGUUUAGUCUUUAUGUAUAAUUGACAUGAGUUUCUUUCUUUUGUUGGCUUUUCAUUAGAAUAGUUAUUAACUACAUAUUUUCUUCUUUUACUCUUAUUAUUUAUUAUGUUUGUAAAGACUUACAUUUUAAGUUUUAACUUUUAACACAUGUUUUUAAUUUUAUUUAUAUAAUUUUAUAUAUUUUUUAAUUAUGAUCUUAACUAACGCUACUUUCCUGCCUGUGAUACUACACAGUCCUAACAACCAGAAAGCAUUUCAAAUUCAAGAUAAACAAUACUGACGUAAAUAACAAUACUGCCUAUUAUUAUUAGCUCUACGUUAAAACUCAAAUUUAGUCUACUAACAAAUGACCCAUGUUUUUUAUUAAUCUAAUAAAAGAAAAAUAUAUAUUCCAAAAUUUGCUUAUUGUUUUAGAUUUGAAAUUUAAAAUUUGAAAUAAUCACAUACAUUGUGGUUCCAAUUUUCAUCGAUUUUCAACUUCCUGAUCAUAAACUGAAUCGCCGUCACCAUGGCCAAAAGCAACGACGUCACCAUGGCCACGAGCAAGGAGGAUGUGGGAUUGCUGAACCCGAACCUGGACAAGAUGCUAUCAAUCCCACUGAAAAAGAGUGAUCCGGUGGAGCUGUACCAGCCGUUACGCAAGUUGGUAGCUACAAAAUUCUCAGAGAGCGAUGCAGAGAAAGUUGAAAGCGUUCUGGAAACCCUAAACAAAUGUCGCAGUGACAUGGUGGAGCGAGGGGACCUCUCCCUUCCCAUGCAACGUGAUUGCCUCAUCCACUACUUCAAAUGCCUCUGCAUGGUUGAGCCACUCUUCACCGCUGACUCCGACGACUCCGACGGCAUCAUGUUUUUCUGGUACGACGCCUUCGACCCUGACUAUAUAUGUGUGGAUGGAGUCUCCUCCCAUAAGAGUAUCCAAUUGGAGAAGGCUGCUGUUCUCUACAACCUUGGCGCCAUAUACAGCCAGAUUGGAGCCUCUUGCGACCGCACCACCGCCCUUGGCCGUCACCUUGCAAUGGAUGCCUUCAAUGCCGCCGCCAAAUUCUUCUCGGAACUCUGGAAGGGUUUCGCCAAGGACAUCUCCGCCACCUUCGACUUGACUCUCCUCUUCACCGAGACGCUGCACCAGCUCUUCUCCGCUCAGGCUUCCGAGCUCAAAUUACAGCAACAACUCGACGACGACAAAAGCAACAACGACGCCAGUUCCGCUUUCCAAAAACAUCGAUGUGCCCAUUUGUUUAAAUCGGUUUCUAAGCAUUAUGGGAGAGCAUAUGAUCUGAUACUAAGUGAUCCGGCUGCAACCAAACAUGUCUGCUUAUUUGACGAAACUUGGAUACCUCAUCUUCAUCAGAAGCAGAAAUUCUUUCGGGAAGAGGCUCGUCAGAGGAAAUCAUUCAUCCUACCGAAAGCCAAGCGACCCAAAACAUCCUCAUUGGUCCAAUCUUGUCAUCUUGAUCAUGAUGCAGAAUCCAUCACGGAAAAAUUAGUUAGAGGGAUUUGCAGCAACUCGGACCUGUGGACACCCAAGCAGCAACUAAUAUACCUUGACCUCCUCCUCUCCGAGAACAGCCCUUUCAAGAUUAUGGAUGGUGGAAAGCUGCUGGCUAACCCAUGGGACAUGCCUCCUCCUUAUCCAACAAAUUUUGCAGUCCUCUCUUCUUCGUCUUCGUCUUCGUCACGUCUUAUGGCAUUCCCUUUGAAGAAAUGUGAGCCCUUGAACCUCUACGAGUCCCUGCGCAAUUACUUUGUCCUCAAAUACUCUGAGAGCGAGGCAAACAGAGUAGAAGGCCUUUUCAAAAUGGUAGACGAAUUGUGCAGUGGAAUGCAGCGUGAUGACCUCUCUCUAUCUGGUCGCCGCGACUGCCUCAUCCUCUAUUUGAAAUGCCUUUGCAUGAUUGAGCCUUUGUUUCCCAUGACUAACUCACCCAAUCCACCUAUCUUUGUUUGGUACAAUGCAUUCAACCCACAAGAAGACUCUUCUCAGCACAACAUCCAUUUUGAGAAGGCCUCUGUUCUCUUCAACCUGGCAGCCCUCUCCAAACAAGUUGCUCUCUCCUGCGAUCUCACCACCAUCCAAGGCCAUCUCCUUGCCAAGGACGCCUUCAAUGAUGCUUCGCAUUGGUUUUUGAAACAGUCACAUGAGGCUGAGAAGGCAUCUGCCACCAUUGAAUUGUCAGUAAACUGUGCCAAGGUGCUGCGUCAGAUAAUAUACUGGAAUUUUCCUCAUUCCUGUUCUGUUCGAUCAUCAUCAUCUCCGGCUCCUUUGCUUUAUCAGAAAGCUUAUGAUAUGUCGACACUUGAGCCUUUAGCUGAGAAUCUUGUUCAUUCCUCGAUACCUCAAUAUCUGAAGAUGAAAACCUGCCCUGUUGUAACUGAUCCUGGUGAUAUCACUCAACAAUUUCUUUCAGGGUAUGGUAAGGCUAAAUCCCUGCUUGUAGGGGAAUGUCAACCACCAUGCUUGGACCUUCUCUCGGAGAUCAGCCCGGUCAACAUUAAGGAUGGGAAUCUUGUGGCCAAUGCAACCUUAGAGGCAGUAAGGUUGGCAUUGAAGGAGAUGAACUUGCAGGAGUCCAAACCACCACAAUAACAUUACCAUAGAGAAAAACUAUGUAAGCUUUAGGAAUCAACUUUUUUUUUUUUUCUUUU